This is a messenger RNA of Pyricularia grisea, 1284 nucleotides long. RefSeq lists its product as uncharacterized. The record is from RefSeq and is a predicted model, not a curated record. The transcript is spliced from 2 exons. Lineage: Eukaryota; Fungi; Ascomycota; Sordariomycetes; Magnaporthales; Pyriculariaceae. The coding region runs from base 22 to 1224 and encodes 400 amino acids.
GCAGCUCAGAGACGACCGACUAUGGACCCGAUAAUACAAGCUGUUUUUGGUCCAGCACCGGAUGGAAUCGAUCUCAGCGAAAACCGAGGGCCUGCUGAUUCGGCAGCAGUGUCUGUUUUGUUGGUGUUGGCCGUCUGCGCCGUCGUGGCACGCUUCAUCUGCCGCUUCUACGCCCGCAAUGCAUUUUUAUCCGACGACUGGGCCAUUCUGGUAGCACUGAUAUUCGUCGCGGGGACCGUUGGGCUGACUAUAGCAGGUUCCUCUAGAGGUGCAGGCAGACAUGUCUGGGCUUUGACCAUCGACCAGAUCCCAGAGAUUUACCAAGUGCUUUAUAUCUAUACCUUUGUCUACGGCGGCGCAUGCGGCGCGGUGAAGUUGAGCAUCCUCUUCUUCUACAUGCGCGUCUUUGGAACCAGAGACCUGGUCACCAGUAGAGCCUUCAAGGCCGCCAUAUACAUUGGCAUCUGUCUUUCCCUGCUCUACCCGAUCACGAUCUGGGUGACCAUGGGCAACGUCUGCAAGCCCGUGACGCACUUUUGGACGCAGUUCAUGGGCACGCCGGGGGUGUGCAUCGACAUCAACACCUUCUUCCUGGCGCUGGCCAUCAUCAACAUGCUCAUCGACUUUUACGUGCUCGCGAUCCCGAUCCCGCAGAUCCUGGCCCUGAACAUGAGCACGCGGAAGAAGGGCGCCGUGCUGGGCCUCAUGCUCAUCGGAGGCUUCGUCUGCAUCGCCUCGGUCCUCCGCUGCGUCUACCUCUCGGAGCUCUCCCGCGCCGCCGACGUCACCUCGGCCAUGGGGCCCGUCUUCAUCUGGUCCGCCAUCGAGCCCUGCUUCGCCAUCGUCGGCGCCUGCCUGCCGCACCUCGCGCCGCUGCGCAGGACCGUGCGCGAGAGGCUGGGCUACUCGGGGGACAAGUCGUCGCGCCGCGGAGACGGCGGCGGCGGCGGCGGUGCCGGGAGCAAAGGGGGCAGGAAUACGCCGCUAAAUAGGGGUUCCAAGGCUGGGCACCGCCGCCUCCACGACGACGACAUCGGCCUCACGGACAUAAGCACCCUGGCCACGGCGAUCGUGACUACACACGAGGGUGGCUCCGAGAGCGGCGACGAUGCUCAUGGUGCUGGAGACAAGGCCAGGCCCAUGCCGUCUGGGAAAAACGCCAUCAUGGUGACGAGCUCGUUUUCACAGCACAGUGACGCGUGUGAUAAAAACAGAAGGAUGUAGGAGGAUAUACAAGAGGAAGAAAACGCCUUGGUUUUGGGAAUGCUGGAGUUGUACUCGGCG